UAUCUCUCUCCCUUUGUCCUUUUCUCACUCCCUCGAAUCCUUGUUUUUCUUUUUCUUUUUUCCCGUCGCUAGGGUUCGAUCGAACUCGUAGUUUGAUACAAAUAUCAUCUUAAACCCUCGUUAUUUCUUUGAUUCGCCAUUUUAGUUGAUUUACGAAGAUCCUCUAAUGGACGAAUCCACGCAUCAGAACCCUAAAAGAAUUAAGGAUUCCAGCGAAAGAAGAUGGGAGGACUUGCCUGUAAAUUGCUUGGUUGCUAUUUUCUCGAGACUGGGUCUCGACGAUAUGACGCUUAGCAUUCCUUUCGUAUGCAAGUUUUGGCAUGAAGCUUCUCUAGAUCCCACUUGUUGGAAGGUUUUAGACUUUCGUGUAAACAAUCCUUCGCCAGGGAGCUCUUUUGGCGAGCGGUUCAAGCAUGAGUACCAUGUAAAUAAUUAUACAUUCAGGGGUUUUUUGAAAUUUGUUGCCAAUCGCAGCCAUAGAUUAGCCACCAAGAUGAUACUUCCUGUUGGCCGUCUUCCCAUCAGUGACAUGGCGUACAUCUGCAAAGAAUGCCCAAUGCUGAAAAUCACUUGGCAGCCAGAAUGCGACUCGAAUUUUAUCCGCAAAUUUAUUUUGAUGUUACAUGAGACAAUGUUGCGAUCGAAUAGGUAAACUGUUAAAAGUCCUUGAUUUUUGUACUGAGCUGUAUAUAUUGGACACUUGUAAAAGUAAAUGGUGCGUGGAGAUUAUGCCUUUAUUUGAUUCUCAACUGUAUUAAGCUUCCGCC
Ananas comosus (pineapple) is the source of this 767-nucleotide messenger RNA. Its product is annotated as F-box/LRR-repeat protein At3g48880-like. The transcript has 3 exons. Gene Ontology annotation, molecular function: protein binding. Bases 167 to 652 code for a protein of 161 amino acids. The record is from RefSeq and is a predicted model, not a curated record. NCBI's taxonomy places the organism in Eukaryota, Viridiplantae, Streptophyta, Magnoliopsida, Poales, Bromeliaceae.